Morchella sextelata is the source of this 2535-nucleotide messenger RNA. RefSeq lists its product as uncharacterized. The record is from RefSeq and is a predicted model, not a curated record. Lineage: Eukaryota; Fungi; Ascomycota; Pezizomycetes; Pezizales; Morchellaceae. The transcript has 13 exons. The coding region runs from base 1 to 2535 and encodes 844 amino acids.
AUGUAUAUCAAUGUCAUUCUUUCGCCCUCACUCGGGAAGACAACUGUCAUGAAAAACGAAGGGGGGAAGCCGGUUCAAUUUUUAGCUCUGCUAGAAACCUCACAGGAUAAUAGAUAUACGGAUGAAGGGUGGGCUUUGCAGCUUUGGUACAGUGCCGGUGCAGAAUGGCAGGAAGCAGAAUUUGCUCCUUGUAAUGACCUCUCACUGAUCUCAGGAUUCGACGACCUGUCUGAUCUUAAACGGAGAGCCUACAGAUUAGAUAUUUAUCACGAAUCAAUCCAACCACUGCAGUUUACACUUAGAUUUAAGCCGGAGGAGAAUAGCCCAUGGAUAUGGAGCAAAGAGCAAUCGGGAAUAACCGAUGGCCGUCUCAUUUUCCAAAAGAAUUAUGCCAUUCCCAGCGAUCAGUUUCAAUUUGAUAGUUUGUUUGAAGGGACCAAUUCCAAUCUCGCAAUUAAGAAAGCGUCCAGUGACGUUUCCGGCACCGAUCUCUAUGUAGUCUCGGGAUCUGCUCUCCCUGGAAUAAGCAAUGUGGUUCUAGGAGCACCCUUAUUGUUGGAAAACUUUUAUGCAUUGGUGAAAUUGAGCCCUUCGUGGAUGGGGCCACGUCAAGGCGCCUCUCACUUCACAGUGGAUCGCGAUGCUGUUAUGGCAGGCUAUGUGCGCUCCGAUGGCCGACAUGUCGUUAUUCUUGGAAUAUCAGGUGUUGAUAAUUGCACAACCUUCGUUCAAUCAUCUGACGGGAAGCUCAUCUUAAAGACGAGAAAUGACGGGCUGAUGGAUGAACACCACCGAGCUAUUGUGGCAACUGGUCUUGAGUAUCAAAGGACGGCCGACGCUGCGUUUUACCAAGCCAGAGAAAUGAUCAGAGCACUGGAUAUUAUUCAGGAUAAUCAAGACGUGACAAGGGAAGACGAUGAUGAACCCGCCCUCUUGCCCGCGUGGUAUCAGACUUGGUUUGAUGGGCUUGCAUAUUGCACUUGGAAUGGCAUAGGCAGUGAACUUUCUGAAGAAAAGAUAAUUGCCGCUUUGCAAGACCUGUCCGACAAUGGUAUAAAUGUUUCUACCCUCAUUAUUGAUGAUAAUUGGCAAUCCUUGGAUGAUAACCGCCGCUGGGUUCAAUUUGAGGCAAAUAAAAACUUUCCCAACGGAUUGGCGCACACAACCUCAGAGAUCAGAAAGCGUUUCAAAAAUAUCAAGCAUAUAGCAGUGUGGCAUGCUCUGUUGGGAUACUGGGAGGGAAUUUCUCCAGGGGGGGCUAUCGACACCAACUAUAAGUGUACUAUGGUGAAGUGGCAUGGAGGCCACGAUGUCCGUGUUGUUGACGAGCCUGAUGUGAGCCGGAUGUACAGCGACUUUUACGAGUUCCUUGUAGGUGCUGGAGUAGAUUCUGUCAAAUGCGAUAACCAAGCUGCCAUUGAUGAGUUCGAUGAUGGCACCGUUCGUCAACGUUUAAGUCGUGCAUACCAGGAUGCUUUUAAACUGCACAGCUUGAAAUGGUUUUCGAGAAAAGUGAUCUAUUGCAUGGAGCAUUCUCCUUAUAUAUUAUUCCGUGCAUUAUUGCCACAUAACGGCCCUCGCGUUCUUUUUAGAAAUUCUGAUGACUUCUUCCCUGAAAUUCCAAGUUCGCAUGCUUGGCAUAUCUUUGCCAACGCCUUAAAUAACAUAUUCACUUCCCAUCUCAAUGGUCUACCAGAUUGGGAUAUGUUUCAAUCAGCUCUACCUGAAUAUGCUGGGUUUCAUGCAGCUGCUCGAUGUAUAUCGGGUGGCCCUAUCUACAUCACAGACACUCCAGGGCAGCAUGAUAUCGCUCUCAUCAAACAGAUGAGUGCUGUCACUCCUCAAGGACAUACGGUUAUUCUACGUCCUAGUCGUGUAGCCCUCCCUAUCGAUCCAUUUAUCGCCUACAACAGUAAUCAACUACUAAAAGUCGGGAAUAGUUGCGGUACUAUUGGAGGAAGUUCUUUCAUGGCUGUUUUCAAUAUUUCUGAAAUGGAAAAUUCGGAGCUGAUCUCUAUCGAUGAUUUUCCUGGAAUGUUAUUAGAGGCGAAAUACGUCAUCCGGUCUCAUAGGACUGGGAAAAUAGGCGGCAUUUAUACCAAAGGACAAGGAAACCUCAUUCGCACAACGCUUCUCCCUCGAGGUUGGGAAUUUUACACUGCUACUCCUGUAUUUGAACUUGUGCACGCCGGUGCAGAGAAAUCGUUCUACUUUGGUAUAUUUGGAGUGAUAUCUGCCAUGUCUGGUGCAGCGGCCAUCGCUAAACGGUCCACAAAGACCGAGACUAAGCGUUUUAUGAUUUCAGUCACCCUGAAAGCACUAGGAACUCUAGGCUUUUAUAUCUCCGACCUUGCCUCACGAGAUAUCUCGAAUCUUCUCAUAACGAUUUCAGGACAAGUUAUUCCAUUUAGUACUGUUAAGAAAAGCGCACAGAGUGAUACUGUGCUUGAAGUAGAUAUCGAGACUGCAUGGAAUGAACUAGGGUUAACAUCUGGCUGGUCAAAUGAGGUUACUGUAAUUUUUUACAUCGAGUAA